This is a messenger RNA of Octodon degus (degu), 4680 nucleotides long. It is a transcript of the gene Poll, whose product is annotated as DNA polymerase lambda. Gene Ontology annotation, biological process: double-strand break repair via nonhomologous end joining. Lineage: Eukaryota; Metazoa; Chordata; Mammalia; Rodentia; Octodontidae. Gene Ontology annotation, cellular component: nucleus. Bases 172 to 1887 code for a protein of 571 amino acids. The record is from RefSeq and is a predicted model, not a curated record. The transcript is spliced from 9 exons. Gene Ontology annotation, molecular function: DNA binding; DNA-directed DNA polymerase activity.
GCCUGGCGUCCCUCUGGGCAAGAGGCCUUUGACAGUGCGAUCCUGAGCUGAGUGGCAGAGCGACCCUUUUGAAGGAUGAUAUCGUUUCCUCCCCCAGGAGCGCCAGCGAGGGUACUCUACCUUUGAGAGGCUGCUGAACAUAGAGAACAACCAGGAUCCAGCUAUACUUCAAUGGACCCCAGGGGCAUCUUGAAAGCAUUUCCCAAGAGAAAAAACCCCCAUGCUAACCUACCGUCAAAUGCACCCGCAAAGUUUCCCAAGAGGCAAGAGGAAGAAGCAAGAGGAUGGCUGAGCUCCCUGAGGGCCCAUGUUGUGCCCACUGGCAUUGGACGGGCCCGGGCGGAACUCUUCGAGAAGCAGAUUAUCCAGCAUGGCGGGCAGAUAUGCCCUGCCCAGGCCCCAGGGGUCACGCACAUCGUGGUGGAUGAAGCCAUGGACUGUGAGCGGGCCCUGCGCCUCCUUGGGCUGCCCCGGCUGCCUCCCGGUGCUCAGCUGGUAAAGUCAGCCUGGCUGAGCUUGUGUCUACAAGAAGGAAGGCUGGUGGACACAGCCCGCUUCUGCAUCCUCAUCCCCAGCAGGUACUUGGACCAAGCACAGUCCAGCCAGGCUGACCAAGACUCUUCUGCUCCUCCUGGGACCCGCGAGGUUCUACUAAAAUCAGCCGACUCUCCUCCCAGGGGAGCCAUAUCUCCUCCCCAAAAGGCAGACGAAGCACCAAGUACCCACACUCAGCCCAGCUCUGAUGAUGAAACCAGUGAUGCAGAAGGGCCCGCGGUUAGUGCAGCUGAUCUGGAAGUGCUGAUCAGUGGCCACUGCCCCACCCCAAAUGAGGAAAACAGUGGGCCCAGCCCAGCCCCAGAGGCCCUAGAUAAGUGGGUCUGUGCACAGUCCUCUAGCCAGAAGGCGACCAACCACAACCUGCACAUCACAGAGAAGCUGGAAGUGUUGGCCAAGGCCUACAGUGUUCAGGGAGACAAAUGGAGGGCCCUGGGUUAUGCCAAAGCCAUCAAUGCCCUCAAGAGCUUCCAUAAGCCUGUCGGCUCCUACCAGGAAGCCUGCAGCAUUCCUGGGGUUGGGAAGCGGAUGGCUGAAAAGGUCAUGGAGAUCCUGGAGAGUGGGCAUUUGCGGAAGUUGGACCAUAUCAGCGAGAGUGUGCCUGUUUUGGAACUCUUCUCCAACAUCUGGGGAGCUGGGACCAAGACCGCCCAGAUGUGGUACCAUCAGGGCUUCAGGAGCCUGGAAGACAUUCGCAGCAGGGCCUCCCUGACUGCCCAGCAAGCCAUUGGCCUGAAGCAUUACAGCGACUUCCUGGAGCGCAUGCCCAGAGAGGAAGCUGCAGAGAUUGAGCAAACUGUGCGAGUGGCGGCCCAGGCCUUCAGUCCUGGGCUGUUGUGUGUGGCGUGUGGCUCCUACCGCCGGGGGAAGCCAACCUGUGGAGAUGUGGACGUGCUCCUCACCCACCCUGACGGCAGGUCCCACCGGGGCAUCUUCAGUCGUCUCCUAGAGAAACUCAGGCAGCAAGGCUUCCUCACAGACGACCUGGUAAGCCAGGAGGACAGUGGCCGGCAGCAGAAGUACCUGGGUGUGUGCCGGCUCCCGGGCCCAGGGCAGAGGCACCGGCGCCUGGACAUCAUCGUAGUGCCCUACAGCGAGUUCGCCUGUGCUCUGCUCUACUUCACCGGCUCGGCCCACUUCAACCGGUCCAUGCGGGCUCUGGCCCAGACCAAGGGCAUGAGCCUGUCGGAGCAUGCACUCUGCACAGCCGUGGCCCGUGGCCCUCAAGGCUUGAAGAUGGGCCCUGGUCAGGUGCUGCCCACGCCCACGGAGAAGGAUGUCUUCCAACUCCUUGGCCUGCCCUAUCGGGAGCCAGCUGAGCGGGACUGGUGACAGGGCUGAGGGCUACUGCCUGACGUCCUCGCUUCCUGAGCAUCUCCUUCCCACCCUGGAAAAGGCCUCACUACUGGGGGAGAAGGAAGCCGCGGCGGCUUAUCAGCCAGGACCCCUUCAGUGGGGAGCAGAGCAACCUGCAUUUGCUGCCACCUUGCAGCUGCUUCUUGUGCAGUGGAAGAGAAGCGGGCACCCCAGCUCUGGAAGGGCAGUGUCUGCAGACCCAGGGGUGGGGGACCCAGUAAAAUGCAUCGGACUCAGCCUGUCUGGUGUGUGAGCCCUGCCUCUCCGCUGUCCGCCUGCCACCCAGACCAGACAAGUGGGGCCAGUGGUAGAGGCCAGAAGUGCUGGAGCCCUGUGGGCGCAGAGCGCAGAGAAGGCUGCCGUGCGGAUCGCAGGAACCUUGGAGCUGCGCUUGAUGGGCAGUUCUGACCUGAACUUGGGCCCAGGGUGGGUGCCCACCAUGAGCGUGCUAGAUGCCAAGUGGAGGUGCCGGCAGCCUGCAGAGCUGCCCCCCACGGCCCUGGUCUCAGUCCUGGGGCGGUGUGGUGGCUCCUGCAUGUAACCCCAGCUAUUAGGGAACUGAAGCAGAAGGAUUGAGAGUUUGGACCUAGCCUCAGCAAUUUAGCAAGACCCCCCAUCAAAACACACAUAGGCAAGCAAGUGAUUAUGUGGCCCUCGUAGCCUGAGCAGCGGGCCUUGGGCCGAAGUCUAGAUGCCAGCCUUCUGGAGGGGGUCGGGAAGCCACGUCCACAGCCAGAGCCCUGGUCAGAGGCAGACCGCUGAAGCAGACCUACUCCCCAGGGGCCUUAGCACCUGGAGCAGUUGGGGGCUUGUAGGGGCUCCUCACGGGGCCUGCCACGGCCCCGCCAAGGGUAGGAUCAGCAGAAGCCAAAGACUAGCCUAAGGCCCCUUGUGCAGUUGUGUCCCCUGUGCCCCAGCAGCCCCAGGCUAAGGAACAGGGCCCACUGUGGUGGCACUGGUAACCGGCCACACCGACCGGAAGUGCCACGCCCAGCACCCUGAGCCCCAGCUGACGCUGUUUCUGGUGCUGCUCCUCCCAUCUGCCUUCACCUUUUACCUGAGGAGACUCAGAAUUUGGGGUGUGCCCUCAAACAUACAGAUUCCUGGUCUGCCCCCCUGCAAGGGCAACAACCCUGGGCUGAGGAGACUGCUGCUGCGCUCCCGGGAGCUUGCACUGGGGUGGUGCCCUCCAGUGGCUGUGUUGCCCCUGUCUAGAGGGACGCAGCUGUGGUUAGGGCUGGCCAUCGAGAUGAGGUGAUUCUCCUGGGGACCUAAAGGGGGUCAGCAAGAGCGGAGAGGCGUCGGGUGGAAGAAGCAGGGGGAAGUGUGUGGCAGCCUGGGGAAGACUGGCUACAGGAAGGACACAGCGCUGCCACGCUGUUGACUGACACCGGUGGCUGGCUGUGGACCCAUCAGCUGUGAGGUGAAUAGUGGGUGUUGCCAAGGCACUAAACUUGUGGUGGUGCACCAGGGGACUAGAUACACCAGGGGGCCGCGGCCCAGGCGAGUCCUGCUGGGGCCUCUGGCCCUCUGAAGGGUAGCUGCUGCCAGGAGGGGAAGCCCCGUGCCUGGGGGAGUGAGGGUGGGCGGCCGCGGGCGCAGAUCUGGCCUUUCUCCCCACAGCUCCGGGUGCAGCCCACACCUCCUUUAGUUUCAGUCCUCAGGCACUGGUCCUCCUGGGGCUGCUCUGCCCUGCCUGGCCCUGGCAGGCAGCAGCCUGAUCUCUUCCCCGGGUUGGCACACCCUUGCCCCAGAGGGGGAGCAGGUCAAUAGUGUUUGCACCUAGGUUGCUAACGGAGGGAGGCUAUGGGUGUACAGGUGCUGGCCCCACCCAGUGUGGGGCCUGCGAGGCCACCUCAGCUUGCGGGUACCCUGGGGCCCCGCUUCUGCAGACUGAUAUUCCCACUGCUGCGUGGGGAACAGGCUUGGAAGGCCUGGCCUCAGCCCCCUCUCCGCCCCAUGAAGGCUCCACGUGGGAGCCGCAGCAUGGGCUGAUCUGUGCCCUUCAGAUUGCAGACCUACGUGAGAGUCAGCACGGUCCAGGAGAAGUGGCACCAAGCCCUCUGGGGUGUCCACUCUCCCCUGUGGGGAGCUCCUGGCAGCCCUGGCUCAGCUCUGGAAGUGGGGGAUUCUCAGGGCUGAAACCCCAAAGUGUCCCAGCUUCUGGGCCAGAUCUCACUGCCAUCACUGUCCCCACCUGGGGCCAGGGCUGAGGCUAGCCCUGCAGCAGACCUGGAAGAGUCAGACCUGGAGGAGUCACCCCUGAGGCGCCUCAGGGGUUCUUGAGGAUGACACCAGGAAGGUGAACCAAAGCCAGGCCCCCAAGGCCACGUCUCGCUGCUGGUGAACUAAGCCAGUCCACAGCCCUGACAUGGUGGUCUCCCCUGGCUCCCCUCUUCCUUUUCAUACAUGUGGGGGCUGGGGAGGUGCUGUAUGAGGCUGCAUGGUCACUGCGUGCCUGUGUACUUGUGGGCCAUGUGACUGUGUGUUGCGGUCUUUACUUAACAACUGAGUAUGUGUCCCUGUCCAUCCAGGCCUUGGGGUGCGGCCCCAUGUUGUCCGGGGUUCAGGCAGGCCUGGAGCAGGGAGACAGGCCCUGGGGGUGGGACAGGGACUGUGGAAGGCAGAGGAGCCGGGUCUGGGCCCUGGGCCCCAGGCCCGGUGUCCACAGAGGAGGCCGCAGGGUGGGCUGCUGGCGUCAGCCUCGAGCGGCCAUCAAUAGCACGCGGUUAAUUAAUUUGAUGGGAACAGCAGGGACCGCCGUUUGCA